AUGUCUCGAGCUAGUGUGUCGUCUGCAAGACCACUUUCUCUUACGGAAGAGCUUGAGAAGCUAGAGCAAUCUAUCACUUUGACUCUCCAAGAAAUUGAUCACAACUUUAGUCGAGCACACCGUAUCGUUACUACAAGUAUCCUACCGGUCGUUGAACAAUAUGCCAACCAUUCAAAUGCGGUAUGGGAAGGGUCGAAGUUCUGGAAACAAUUUUUCGAAGCCAGUGCCAAUGUCUCAUUAUUACAAGUAGAGCAACAGGAGGAGGAAGAGGAUGUCUCAUAUACCCAGUCCCACGAAGAACCGAGUCAAUACACAGCAUCACACGUUGAUGAUGAAACUAUCCGAACAGAAGAUGAUGGACAUCAUUCUUAUGAUCAGGAUGAUUCAAUGUUAGAAGAUAAUGACAUAAGUGGUAGCACGCCUCGAGCUCCUCCUCCCAGAAAGGAUAAAGAACCACAAUUUGCAGACUUCUCAUCUCCAUACGAGGACUUGAGAAGGGAACUCAAAGGAGCGACAUUACAGGAUGAUGAAGAUGACACACAACUACCAAGUACACCUGGAGCAAAGCAAAGGGCACCGGAUAUGUCGAUGUUACCAGAUUCAUCCCCAUUUGAUCCAACCUCAUAUCGAAUGGACCCGACUUUAUAUGAUUUACCAUCGAAUGCUCAAACUUACAUACCAUCAACGGCUCAAAAGUCAAAAGAUCCUCAAUACCUUAAAAUGCUGGAGAAGAAUUAUCGAAUCCAAGCUACGCCACUCACAAAUCGGAAAGAAAAGAAAACACCUGCCAACAAACCCUCGUGGCGAGAUAACCAUUCACCGUUGUCUUCGCCGCCAGCUGCAGCACCUCAACUACACGCUGAUAUAUUCAGCUCGCCGAUUAGACAACCAUAUAGACAAAGUGCACCACGCACUCCCGGUGUAAGCGUUCAGACCCCUGCGAAAGGCAAGUCAAAGGAUAUCUUUGCCAGAUCUGUGAAGAAAGAGAAAGAUGAGAUUACAUGGGAAAGCGAUAGUGAUGAAGAUGCGGAGGAUAUCUACAAGGAGCUUGGAAUGAGUCCUCCAAAGACCAUUCAAUUUUCCUUACCACAAUCAAGAUUGUUACAAACUCCUGCACGAGAAGCAAGUAAAAGAAUCGUUGAAGAUCUUCUGAACACCGCAGGAGCUGGAUUUGACAAUACCGACGAACUGGACAAUAGUCCAAGUAUAGUUGCGAUGAAAGAUGAUUUUGAUGAUAGUUUUUGA
Molecule: messenger RNA, 1245 nt
Organism: Botrytis fragariae
Lineage: Eukaryota; Fungi; Ascomycota; Leotiomycetes; Helotiales; Sclerotiniaceae
Product: putative dash complex subunit ask1 protein
Exons: 4
Coding region: 1-1245 (414 amino acids)
Biological process (GO): attachment of spindle microtubules to kinetochore
Cellular component (GO): DASH complex; mitotic spindle; mitotic spindle pole body
Source: RefSeq, a predicted model, not a curated record